GAAUGCGAAGCUUCAAAAUGCAAAUUUCAAAGGUUCAUCUUUCCAAGAUGCACGUUUUGAAAAUACGGACCUCUCAUUUGCGGAUCUUCAGAAUACGAAUAUUCAAAUAAUGAAUUUUGAGAAUGCGAAUCUUCAAAAUGCAAACCUAAGAAGUUCAUCUUUUCAAGAUGCAUAUUUUAAAGGCGCAGAUCUCUCAUUUACAGAUCUUCAGAAUACGAUUCUUUAA
Racocetra persica is the source of this 226-nucleotide messenger RNA. NCBI's taxonomy places the organism in Eukaryota, Fungi, Glomeromycota, Glomeromycetes, Diversisporales, Gigasporaceae. The record is from the annotation of a GenBank genome assembly.